AAAUCAGUGGAUCAGCAAGGGCAAGAGGCCAAAGAAAAUCCUACCUCUUCUAAUGUUGCAAAGGGUGUUGAAAAUGCUGAACCCGCUUCCCUGGGCUUAGUAAACAGUUCCAAUAUUAUACAGCCAGGAUUGGCUGUGCCAUCUUCAUCUCCUGCAUCUGGUGACAUAAGUAAGAGUGGUUCGGUUGAUUCAGGCUGUGAUCUGUACCAUGGAAAAUGGGUACAUGAUUCAACUGGACCAUUAUACACAAAUGAUUCAUGCCCUGUGCUGACACAGACACAGAACUGCCAGGGAAAUGGGAGGCCAGACAAAGACUAUGAAAAUUGGCGAUGGCAACCCGACAAGUGUGACCUUCCAAGAUUUGAUUCUAAAAAAUUUCUAGAGUUGAUGAGAGGGAAGACAUUAGCUUUCAUCGGUGACUCACUUGCUCGGAACCAGAUGGAAUCACUGUUGUGCAUCCUUUGGCAGGCAAGUAUAAAAACUUUCUAUAGUGAUAUAACUAUACGAAAGGAAUGCUGCUCCAAACUGGUGUUUGCUAGUUUGAUAAGGUGGCCAAUGCCCCAACCAUAUCCUGAGAGGAUUUUCUCUGUAUAUUCCACAAUUUGCAUAUGUGAAUUACAAAAUUUCCUUUCAGGUAAUCUUUUCAUUAGAUUUCUUGAAAUAUUUGUUUUUUUAAGAGGAAAGAGUUUUACAUAUAGCUUGCCCAUUUUGGAUUUACAAGUGGGACAAUAUUGUAAAAGAUUCACAGGGUUGCUUAUUCCAGUUUUGAUUAUUGGACUGCAAGGUGUUUCUUUGGGAGAGAUCCUCUCAAUAUUGAAAAUGGGUAUCAGCAUAUGUUAUUUCAUGAUUCUGCGAUUCUUUCAGAUCGAAGUUCCAAAAUACCGUGGGAACAGAAGAAUGCAUCAUUACUAUUUCAGGUCAACGUCUACAAUGAUUGUCCGAAAAUGGUCCGCAUGGCUUGUCCAUACAACACCUGAGCCAUUUGAUUUUAUUCCGAAGGGUGUGGAUAAGCUCCACCUUGAUGCUCCUGAUGAGCGCUUCAUGGAAUUCAUCCCAAAUUUUGAUGUGAUUGUCCUUUCAUCUGGCCACUGGUUUGGGAAGCAAUCGGUCUAUAUCUUGAACAAUGAGAUUGUGGGAGGACAGUUCAGGUGGCCAGACAAGAAAUGUCCAACGAAAGUUAACCACAUUGAGGCUUUUGGAAUAUCUGUUGAAACAAUUCUCACUGCCCUUGCUACACAUCCAAAUUACACUGGUCUAACCAUUGUGCGUUCUUUUUCCCCUCAUCAUUAUGAGCGUGGGGAAUGGAAUACAGGAGGGUCGUGCACAGGAAAGGUAAAGCCCGCUUUAGAUAGUGAAUUAGUGGAAAAUGGAUAUACAAAUAUAAUGCACGAGAAACCGGUGGCAGGCUUUGAAUGUGCGAUCAAAAAGAUGACAAACAAAUCAAAACUGAAGUUUAUGGACAUCACAGGAGUCUUUGCAUACCGCCAUGAUGGGCAUCCAGGCCCAUAUAGGAGCACCGACCCAAAUAAGAUCACCAAACGUGGCCCCAAUGGGAUGCCCCCACCACAAGAUUGCUUACACUGGUGUAUGCCAGGUCCGGUUGAUACAUGGAAUGAGCUGAUGCUUGAAAUAAUUAGCAGAGAAUUUGAGGGUAACCAGAGCCUUCGUUCCUGAGUCAUACACUUGUAUGUUGCAAACUAAUCAUCAUUUGUCUGUCCGAAAAACUAGUAAGUUAUGGCUAGGUGAGUGUUAUCCCAGUCUGUGAAUAACAAGCUUAUUUUGUUGUUAAAUUAUAAAAAUGUCAAAUUGUAUUAGCAGACAUCUUUACUUCCAUUCCUUUUUCAGCUCCAUCAAUGUA
Molecule: messenger RNA, 1858 nt
Organism: Camellia sinensis
Lineage: Eukaryota; Viridiplantae; Streptophyta; Magnoliopsida; Ericales; Theaceae
Source: RefSeq, a predicted model, not a curated record